AUGGAUCUUCUUCUCCUAGAGAAGACCCUUUUAGGUCUCUUCUUUGCCAUUAUAGUUGCCACCGUUGUCUCUAAACUCCGAGGGAAGCGCUUCAAACUCCCUCCUGGACCCAUCCCAAUCCCUGUAUUCGGAAACUGGCUCCAAGUCGGCGAUGACUUAAACCACCGAAACCUCACAGAUUUAGCGAAGAAAUUCGGAGAAAUCUUGUUACUCCGGAUGGGACAACGCAAUCUGGUGGUGGUCUCAUCUCCUGAGCUCUCCAAAGAAGUUCUUCACACGCAAGGGGUCGAGUUCGGCUCAAGAACACGAAACGUCGUGUUCGAUAUCUUCACCGGAAAAGGUCAAGACAUGGUGUUUACCGUUUACGGCGAACAUUGGAGGAAGAUGAGAAGGAUUAUGACUGUUCCAUUCUUCACCAACAAAGUGGUUCAGCAGUAUAGGCAGGGAUGGGAGGAAGAGGCGGCGCGUGUGGUUGAAGAUGUGAAGAACAACCCAGAAGCGGCGAAGAAUGGGAUUGUUUUGAGGAGGAGGUUGCAAUUGAUGAUGUAUAAUAAUAUGUAUAGGAUAAUGUUUGAUCGGAGGUUUGAGAGUGAGGACGAUCCGUUGUUUGUGAAGCUCAAGGCUUUGAAUGGAGAGAGAAGUAGGUUGGCGCAGAGCUUUGAGUACAACUAUGGUGAUUUUAUUCCCAUUUUGAGGCCUUUCUUGAGGGGUUAUUUGACGAUCUGCAAGGAAGUGAAGGAGAGAAGGUUGCAGUUGUUCAAAGACUAUUUCCUUGAUGAGAGAAAGAAGCUUGCAAGCACAAAGCCAAUGGACAACAGUGGGCUAAAAUGCGCUAUUGAUCAUAUCCUCGAAGCCGAACAGAAGGGAGAGAUCAACGAGGACAACGUCCUUUAUAUCGUUGAGAACAUUAACGUUGCGGCAAUCGAGACCACACUAUGGUCAAUCGAAUGGGGCAUUGCAGAACUUGUUAACCACCCCGAAACCCAGAAGAAACUGCGACAUGAGCUUGACACUGUGCUUGGACCCGGACACCAGAUCACCGAGCCUGACACCUACAAACUCCCAUACCUUCAGGCUGUGAUCAAAGAGACCCUUCGCCUUCGUAUGGCAAUUCCUCUUCUGGUGCCACACAUGAACCUACACGACGCAAAACUUGGGGGAUAUGACAUCCCUGCUGAGAGCAAAAUCUUGGUGAAUGCUUGGUGGCUUGCCAAUAACCCAGCACACUGGAAGAAUCCGGAGGAGUUCAGGCCUGAGAGGUUCUUGGAAGAGGAGGCGAAGGUUGAGGCGAGUGGCAAUGACUUCCGAUACCUUCCAUUUGGCGUUGGCAGAAGGAGCUGCCCUGGAAUUAUUCUUGCAUUGCCUAUUCUUGGUAUCACUUUAGGGCGUUUGGUGCAGAAUUUUGAGCUGUUGCCUCCUCCAGGACAGUCAAAGAUAGAUAC
This is a messenger RNA of Ilex paraguariensis (yerba mate), 1442 nucleotides long. Lineage: Eukaryota; Viridiplantae; Streptophyta; Magnoliopsida; Aquifoliales; Aquifoliaceae. The record is from the annotation of a GenBank genome assembly.